Molecule: messenger RNA, 926 nt
Organism: Clupea harengus (Atlantic herring)
Lineage: Eukaryota; Metazoa; Chordata; Actinopteri; Clupeiformes; Clupeidae
Gene: spef1
Product: sperm flagellar and cilia associated 1
Biological process (GO): regulation of cytoskeleton organization
Cellular component (GO): axoneme
Molecular function (GO): microtubule binding
Source: RefSeq, a predicted model, not a curated record
CGCGUGGCCCUGGUGCGAUGCUCAUGAGUCCGUGUGGUUUCAGGAAGGUGUUUUCUAAGUUGAGCUUCCACGUCCCUGCGGAGGUGGUGAGGAAGAUAGUGAUGAGCACGGCUGGCUUCAUCGAGCCCGUCCUGUGUACACUCCGGGAGAGGAUAGAGAGCAAGAGGAUGGAUAGAGUGAGCGACAACAUGCAGCAAGUGGAGUACUACAGCAUCUCCCAUGACCAAGCACACAAAGAGAACGGUGAUGUUGUGAGCGAGUCGGACCAGACAAAGGACAUGCGUAUGAGGAAGACCAAAGACAGGCCGGCGGUCAGGGUUCUGCUCGGCCCUGAUGUGGACCCGUCCAUCCGCCUGAUGAUGGAGGAGAAGGAGCAGGCGCUGCUCACCCUGCGUGAGACUGUGGAGAUCCUGCAGAUUAAAGUGAACCGGCUGGAGCACCUAAUCCAGCUGAAGGAUCUGCGCAUUGAGGACCUUACAAAGCACCUGGAGCGCCACAAGACCCGUGCCCAGCUCAGUUGAGCCCCCCACUGAGCAUGCUCACAACCCAGCCCACAACCGCCUUCCAUCUGAGCAUGCUCAAAGCCCUUCUUCUUUGUCAGGACCAAUCAGGGAUCGCCACCAGCACAGACUAAACCAUGCCCUUCUCAGUCUCUAGAAGCUCUUAGUAAACAUCAGUCUUUAAAUAAAAAAGACACCUUUUAUUUUGUAACUGUUAUUCUUUCUGAUUUGAUGUUCCGUUACGACAGUACUUCAUCCUUAUGAUUGCUUUGUAAAUUGUGUGUUUGUGCCAGAUGAAGCCUUAAUGAAGUGUUACUCUGUGGAUGUGUCUUUAUGUUGUCCGUGAUAAAAUCAUGACAAGCCUUUUCAGCGACCCAGCACAACCCGUGUGCCUGAUGUGGGAAUGGCCUUACCUCUCACUGCAGA